Eupeodes corollae is the source of this 736-nucleotide messenger RNA. Its product is annotated as invertebrate-type lysozyme 3-like. The record is from RefSeq and is a predicted model, not a curated record. The transcript has 3 exons. The coding region runs from base 117 to 596 and encodes 159 amino acids. Lineage: Eukaryota; Metazoa; Arthropoda; Insecta; Diptera; Syrphidae. Gene Ontology annotation, molecular function: lysozyme activity.
UUUUGAACUUAGUAAUACUACAACUGCGGUCUAGUUCAAAACCCUCUUGAUACGUGUUUUUUAUUUUAUUAUAUUCACAUCAAAUAAAAAUUAUCUAAACAAAAAUAGUUAUAAAAAUGAAUUUUAAAACUAACAACUCGUUUGAUAUUGCAUUAAUUGUGCUGCUAAGCUUGAGCUUGCUAGUCAAUAGUCAAGCCGCCGAUGUACUUGAAGACAUUUGCCUCCGAUGCAUUUGCGAAGCUACAAGUGAUUGUGAUCUGACAAAACGCUGUACUAAAGGAAAUGAUGUUUGUGGGAUUUUCCAACUCACUUGGGCUUAUUGGCAUGACGCCGGUCAACUGACAGUAAAUAAUGAAUCUACAGAAAACCAAAGUGCUUUUCCAAAUUGUGCUAAUGAUCCUAUUUGUGCAGUCAAUACAGUCCUCAAUUAUAUGCAAAUAUUCGCUCAGGAUUGUAAUGGAGACGGUCAAAUUAAUUGCUACGAUUAUGCUUCCAUUCAUAAAUUGGGCGGUUAUGGUUGCAAAGGUGGAAUUUCAGGAUCAUAUGCAACUAAAUUGGAUCAAUGUUUACAAUCUUAUGAACCAAAAUUAAAAUAAAAAGAAUUUUCUAAUAAAAUAUUUGAUAACGUGAUUUUCUAGUUUAAAAAAAAUGUCUACUACAAAUACUGUUAGAAGCUAUAUUUUAAAUCUUCUUUUUAAAUAUUUUAUAAUAAUAAAUAAACCAUAAAUGAAUACAA